This is a messenger RNA of Cooperia oncophora, 843 nucleotides long. NCBI's taxonomy places the organism in Eukaryota, Metazoa, Nematoda, Chromadorea, Rhabditida, Trichostrongylidae. The record is from the annotation of a GenBank genome assembly.
CUGGUCUGUUAUUCGUGGUCUCUUGUGUAUGGAAGUAUUCCUCAUCCUUACCUCAAAGAGCAUGUGACAUCUUUUUUCGGUCGAGACUUUCCUCAUAAAGGAGAUUUCCAAAGCGUAUUACUAGUCUUCCACGAUGCAAUAUCUGGAGGAUAUCAUAGAAUGGAAAAGUGCACUAUGUUCGAAGAAAUACGAUGGAUACGCCAUUUGUUCAUUUCAGUGGUCGAAGACCUACCAGAGGAGAUUGGCAGAAGAUUUGAACAGAUGAGAAAAUGGGACAAUGAUGUAGAAAGACUUCGACUGGAAUGUAAAUAUGCAGCUAAGCGAAUUAUGGAGGUUAGGGAAACUUCUCAACCUAUGAGAGAUAGAAUUUUGAAUGGAACUUGCAGAUGUGCGUUUGCCUCUAUGCUUAAAUAUCGUUUGAUUCAUCGGUUGAGUGAAAGGAAGCUGGAUCUAGCUAGGAGAAGUGAACGCUUGAUGAGUGCUGUUCUUGAAAAGGUUGCGGACUCGUCAUAUUUGUGUAAAAUAGAGUUGGAAGUGGACAACCCAGGAUGUACCGAAGCUAUAGAGAGAAACUUCUGUCGCAUGCUUGGGCUGAAGCCGACUUCGUCUCACUUAACUUCUUGUAAUGUAGAAUUUGAACCCGUGGAAGAUACAAAGUCAUUGACGCUUGGUCAGGAACAUGGCGUCAAUGGAGAGCUAACUUCCGCAUUUGAUCUCAAAGAUCCUGGAGUGUCAAAUAUAAACGGUAAAUCGGAUAGGGAACGAUAUGGAAGUCCUUCACCGGUUGUUACCCCAUGUGAAAGUCCUCAGCGCUUUGCUUCAUCUUUCCGUAUCACCGGUUAA